This is a messenger RNA of Camellia sinensis, 2189 nucleotides long. It is a transcript of the gene LAS, whose product is annotated as GRAS family transcription factor. The record is from RefSeq and is a predicted model, not a curated record. Lineage: Eukaryota; Viridiplantae; Streptophyta; Magnoliopsida; Ericales; Theaceae.
UAUAAAAAAUGUAUAUUUAAUUUCAUUCAUAAUAUUUUAUUAACCAGUGACACUUACAUUUCUGCCUCUCAAACCCCUUCACUACUGGUUUGCAAAGCCUGUUGCAAAUCUCUCUCAAACACACAUAUAUAUAUGUAUGUAUAUGUAUAUGUAUGUGGUGUGGGAGGGAAGUCUAUAUGUAUGUACAAGUAUAUGUAUACAUGUAUGUUUCUUAUUUACAGAGGAGGGUUGUAUUUGUAGAGAAAGGGGGGGGAAUACUGUUGCUGUUACAAACUACUAGUAUCAGUGUGAGUGAGUGAGUGAGCUCUUCUCUUCCAUUCCAUUCCCUUCCUUUCCCUGUCUCUCACUCUUGCAGAGAUAAUGUUCUGCCCUAGAUUAGAUACUACUAGUACCCCCCCUCCUGAAUCAUCAUCAUCAUAUCAUAUGUUUGCAUUAAUUACUUGUUUCUAAAUGUAAAAAGCUCAAAACCAAUGCACAACUUGCCCCACUCCUCUCUUCUUCCCCAUCUUCCUCUCUCUAUAUAUUCAUUUUCACACUGCUCCCUCUCUCUCCUUCAUUCUCAUUUUACAUAUACAUAUACAUAUACUGUCCCUUUCUCUCUUUAGGGUUUCCAUUUGGUAAGUGAGAAAGAGAUGUUGGGGUCAUUUGGUUCUUCUUCCCGUGAGGAAGAAGACCACCCAACUCCAACUCCAACUCCAUCAGAUGCGCACUUAUUCCCCCAGCACCAGCAGAUUCCACCACAGGGCUUCACCUCCCCAGCAAUACACAUGCGCCAAUUACUCAUAAGCUGCGCCGAGCUAAUCUCAGGGUCAGAUCUCGCCGCCGCUCACCGCCUCAUCACCAUUUUAUCAGCCAACUCUUCCCCUUUCGGUGAUUCCACUGAACGAUUAGUCCACCAAUUCACCAAAUCACUCUCCCUCCGCCUCAGUCGCUACACCGCCACGGCCACUACAGCAGCUAGAGCUAGUAGCAGUGCUGUUAAUGUACCCGAUUCGGAGUCCGACGAAGCGGUUGUUCAGUCCUCAUAUUUAACUCUCAACCAAGUAACUCCAUUUAUCAGAUUCAGUCAUUUAACUGCAAAUCAAGCGAUUUUAGAAGCCAUUGAUGGACAAGCAGCAAUACACAUUCUUGAUUUCGAUAUAAUGCACGGAGUUCAGUGGCCUCCGUUGAUGCAAGCGAUCGCAGAGCGAUUCCCUCUGCCAUCGCUUCGAAUCACCGGAACCGGACAGGAUUUGGAAAUGCUUCGGAGAACCGGAGACCGCCUCUCGAAAUUCGCUCACUCCCUCGGCCUCCGGUUCCAAUUCCACCCUCUCCUCCUCUUCAACACCGACGACCCCACCUCCGUCGCCGCCGCAGUCCUCCUCCUCCCCGACGAAACCCUAGCAGUGAACUGCGUCCUCUAUCUCCACCGCCUCCUCAAGGACCGCGACAAGCUUCGCCUCUUUCUCCAGCGAAUCAAAGCCAUGAAUCCCCGAGUCGUGACGGUCGCGGAAAAAGAAGCCAAUCACAACCACCCGCUCUUCAUGAACCGCUUCAUCGAGGCGGUGGACCACUACACCGCCCUGUUCGAUUCUCUGGAGGCGACCCUGCCGCCCAACAGCCGCGAGAGGCUGGUGGUGGAGCGGGUUUGGUUCGGGAGAGAAAUCGAGGAUAUCGUAGCGGCCGAGGGAGAUCGCCGGAGACAGCGACACGAGAGGUUUCGAUCUUGGGAAGUGAUGUUGAGAAGCUCAGGGUUUAACAAUGUCCCACUUAGCCCUUUCGCUCUCUCGCAAGCCAAGCUUCUAUUGAGGCUCCAUUAUCCUUCAGAGGGUUACCAACUUCACACUCUCAAUGAUUCUUUCUUCUUAGGUUGGCAGAAUCAACUUCUUUUCUCAGUUUCUUCAUGGCGCUAGCUAAUAAUGUAUAAUCUUUCUUUACAUAUAUCUAUAACUAUAUCUAUAUCUAAUAAUAAGUCCAAUCUUUGCUCUCAUAUCUAAAAAACCCUAACCCUAAUUUUGCAUGUACAUUGUGAAUCAGCACGUUGCAAUUGCAUGCACCUCAAACUAGCCUCUCUCCCAACCCAAACCCAACACCAUCUUGGCUUCUUCCAUCGACCUACACACAGUCAGGUUUUUCUUGGGGAGUUGAAUGUGAAUGAAUGCUUUAUUUUUAUACUGCUAGUUGGGUUACUAAUAUAUAUAGAUUUAGAU